UCAUAAAACUGGGGCCCCCCUUAUCGCAUUGACGACAUUGAGUGGUCCAAGUCUCCCAAAGACACUUUCACCUUGGCUGAUGGAUCAGUGACAACAUUUGUUGAAUACUACAGGAUAAACUAUGGUAUUACAAUAAAGGAACUGGACCAACCACUUCUCAUCCAUCGUCCAAAGGAGAUAUCCGAACCCAAAGGAAAGGUUAUAACAGGUGAGAUUUUGCUGCUUCCGGAGCUCUCCUUCAUGACCGGCAUUCCCGAGAAGAUGAGGAAGGACUUUAGAGCAAUGAAGGAUCUGACCAUGCACAUCAACGUGGGAGCCGAGCAGCACACCCAGAGUUUGAAACAACUGCUGCAGAACAUCAACACCAACGAUGAGGCUCUUCGUGAGCUGGGGCGAUGGGGUCUCAGCAUCAGUCCAGAGAUCCUGGUGACUCAAGGAAGAACUUUGCCCCACGAGGCCAUCUGUCUGCAUUCGGCCUCCUUCGUCACAUCACAAUCAGUGGACUGGUCCAGAGAGGUGGUUCGAGACCCUUCCAUCAGCACCGUCCCUCUGAGUUGCUGGGCUAUUUUCUUUCCUCGACGUGCAGCAGAUUAGGCAGAGGAGUUGGUGAGCACCUUCUCACGUGUGGCCGGACCCAUGGGCAUCAGAAUCGAGCGACCCGUCCGUGUUGAACUACGGGAUGACCGGACCGAAACCUUCGUCAAGAGCAUUCACUCUCAACUCACCAGUGAACCUCGGAUGCAGCUGGUUGUUUGCAUUAUGACGGGAAACAGAGACGACCUGUACAGCGCCAUCAAAAAGCUCUGCUGUAUUCAGAGUCCAGUACCAUCACAGGCCAUCAACGUGCGGACCAUCUCCCAGCCUCAGAAGCUCCGCAGCAUUGCUCAAAAGAUCCUUCUGCAGAUAAACUGCAAACUGGGAGGAGAGCUGUGGACAGUCAGUGUUCCUCUGAAAUCUCUGAUGGUGAUCGGAGUUGAUGUUCACCGUGAUGCCAGCAAAAAAAGCAGAUCUGUCAUGGGCUUUGUGGCGAGUCUCAACAGCAUGCUGACCAAAUGGUACUCCAGAGUUACUUUUCAAAUGCCUCAUGAAGAGAUAAUUAGUGGCUUCAAAGUCUGUCUGCUUGCUGCCCUUCAAAAGUACUACGAGGUGAACCACACCUUCCCAGAGAAGAUUGUCAUCUAUCGGGACGGCGUGUCAGACGGACAGCUGAAGACCGUGGAGCUUUACGAGAUCCCACAGGUUCUGAAAUGCUUUGAGACAAUACCAAACUACGAGCCAAAGUUGGCUUUCAUCGUGGUCCAGAAACGUAUCAGCACAACCUUGUACUCCUACGGUUCUGACCACUUCGGGACACCUUCUCCAGGAACCGUCCUGGAUCACACGGUCACCAACAGAGACUGGGUUGAUUUUUACCUUAUGGCUCAUUCAAUUCGCCAGGGUUGUGGCCUGCCCACUCAUUAUAUCACGGUGCACAACACAGCCAACCUAACCCCUGACCACCUACAGAGGUUAACUUUCAAGAUGUGCCACCUUUAUUGGAACUCGCCAGGAACAAUUCGCGUUCCUGCGGCAUGCAAAUACGCACAUAAAGUAGCCUUUCUGUCAGGCCAGUACCUGCAUUCGGAACCAGCAAUCCAGCUAUCAGAAAAGCUGUUCUUUCUGUGAGCGAGAGACCGCACCGAUUGUUACCAUGACCACGGAGGAGUGGUGUUUGAUUUCCCAUUGUUUUAUUGUUCUUAAAACUGUAACUUAAAACUGUGUUAGAGU
Misgurnus anguillicaudatus (oriental weatherfish) is the source of this 1767-nucleotide messenger RNA. RefSeq names its product piwi-like protein 2. Lineage: Eukaryota; Metazoa; Chordata; Actinopteri; Cypriniformes; Cobitidae. Gene Ontology annotation, molecular function: nucleic acid binding. The record is from RefSeq and is a predicted model, not a curated record.